Molecule: messenger RNA, 2040 nt
Organism: Grus americana (Whooping crane)
Lineage: Eukaryota; Metazoa; Chordata; Aves; Gruiformes; Gruidae
Gene: UCHL1
Product: ubiquitin C-terminal hydrolase L1
Exons: 9
Coding region: 108-782 (224 amino acids)
Biological process (GO): protein deubiquitination; ubiquitin-dependent protein catabolic process
Cellular component (GO): cytoplasm
Molecular function (GO): cysteine-type deubiquitinase activity
Source: RefSeq, a predicted model, not a curated record
CUGCAGCGUCGACGGCAGUGGGGGGCUGUGUUCGUGGUGUUGCGGGGGACGUUGUGGUGCCUGCGGCGCAGCUUGCCUUCUUCCCGGCUCCCCACCGCUCUGCAGCCAUGGCCUGGCAGCCUAUGGAGAUCAACCCUGAGAUGCUGAACAAAGUGCUGUCCCGCCUGGGGGUGGGUCCCGGCUGGCGCUUCGUGGACGUGUUGGGCUUUGAGGAAGAGGCGCUGGGCGCUGUGCCAGCCCCUGCCUGUGCACUGCUGUUGCUGUUCCCUCUCACCGAGCAGCAUGAGAACUUCAGGAAACAACAGACUGAGAAAAUAAAGGACCAAGAAAUCAGUUCCAAGGUGUAUUUCCUGAAGCAGACAGUCAGUAACUCCUGUGGCACAAUUGGUCUGAUACAUGCAGUUGCUAAUAAUAAAGACAAACUGAAGCUUGAUGAGGGGUCUGCCCUGAAGAAGUUUCUUGACGAAACAGCUGAUCUGUCUCCUGAAGAGAGAGCUAAGCAUUUUGCAAAUAAUAAGGCUAUACAAGAAGUUCACAAUUCGGUUGCACAAGAAGGACAAUGUCGGGUUGAAGACAACAGUGUGAACUUCCACUUCAUCCUGUUUGUCAAUGUGGAUGGGCACCUGUAUGAAUUGGAUGGGCGUAUGCCAUUUCCUGUGAACCAUGGCACAACCUCGGAUGACCUGCUGUUGAAGGAUUCUGCUAAGAUCUGCAGACAAUUUACAGAACGUGAAAAAGGAGAAGUUCGUUUUUCUGCUGUGGCUUUCUGCAAAUCUGCCUGAGACUCUGAAGAGAUGCAAGGAAAGCAGUCUAAUAGCACACCAGUAAAUGCAGUCUAAACUCCAGUGCUUCAGUACUUGUUAAACACAGCUGUUCUGGUAACUUAAAUUGUUUCCACCUUUUGCUAUACACAGGAGCAACAUCAGCAGAGCUUAUGCUAAGGAUGAGCUCAAGUUUUAAUGUGAACAGUUUGGACACAUCAGAUGUCUUUAGACUCUUUUUUCACAUGUUAAGUAGAAAAUGCUUAACAGGGCUUGUUUAAUCUGUGUCAUGUUAUUUGAGCUGUUGAUUGAUAUUUCCUUGUCCUUAAUGAGAAUAAAAUAUUCUGUUGGAAGACUGAAUGGACUAAAGUGAUCACUAACUUUCAUCAAAAGGAGUUAAGUAUGGCAUCCUAUAUAAACCUUGCUUUCAAAGAACCCUCAAAGCUCUACUCUGAGCAAAAAGCUAAUGUCAGCAUCAGGUUAGCAGGAUGAUUGCUUUUUCUAGUGUCCUGAAGGCCGGAGGAUGGAGAGGUGUACCACUGUCUGCAUAACACGUUCCAGUGCUACACUACCCUUCUGGUAAAGCUUUUCCUAAUGUCCAGUCCGUGACUCUUAAGCUGCAAUCUGCAACCCUGAGGACACUUAUUUUAGAGGGGUAAUGUGUGACUGAUAAAUACUCAAAUGUCACCUUGAAGCUGUCUGCUCUUGGAGGCCACUUGUAUUAAUGCUACAAGCAACAGAAUACCCACCCAAUUGGUUGGUGUUGUUUCCUUGUAGGAGACAGUAUUGGAAGGGGGUUUUUCCCUACCUGUGGUUAAAAGAAAUCUGCCAGCUAAUGCUGAACACAAUCCUUGGCUAGCCAGUAUAUGCUUAUUAACUUGUGAUUGUGUUAGGAAGGCCUUGAAAGAGGCUAGACUAUCCGACCCUUCCAAAAUUACCUAAAAAGAGAAACCCACACUCCAUGUAUUUUUUUUUUACUAGCAGGAUGACAUUUUGGGUUCAAGGGGAAGGAAGAUACUUAAUAUACUUUACAUAUUCCUUGGCCUCAACUCUGUGACCUUCUGUGGAAGCUAUUUUUACCUGAGUCUAGUGGCUGUUAAUCUGCAGCUCCUUGCUGGUACCUUGGGUAGCUGUAAGAAGGGGUAAAACACCCUUCAACUGGGGCCUUUCUUCUAAUGCAUUAUGUCCCAGCCUGUGCCUGUCAGCUGUGUUGUAUGGUGCUGUGUAACAUGUUUCUAGGUGGUAGUGGGUGUUCGGUGUAUGCUGCAAACUGUUCCUG